Messenger RNA from Adineta steineri, 882 nucleotides. The record is from the annotation of a GenBank genome assembly. NCBI's taxonomy places the organism in Eukaryota, Metazoa, Rotifera, Eurotatoria, Adinetida, Adinetidae.
AUGUCAGAAUUAACUCAACGUCGUAAACGACCGGCGACAUCAACGACUAAUAAUAGUGGAACAGUUAAUGAUUCGGCUAGUGAUGGUAUUUCUCAAUCAAAUGAAAAUGAUCGAGAUAGAGAUGAUGAACGUGACAAUGAUGAUGAUAAAGAAACACGUUUAACACUCAUGGAAGAAGUACUUUUACUUGGACUUAAAGAUCGAGAAGGUUAUACAUCAUUUUGGAAUGAUUGUAUUUCGUCUGGUCUACGAGGAUGUAUCCUAACAGAAUUAGGUUUUCGUGGUCGUGUUCAACUUGAACAAACUGGUGCACGUCGUCGAGCAAUAGCUAAUCGAAAAGUAAUGUUACUUGAUGAUACACCUACAGGUGACGUUUUACUUAAUGAAGCUUUACAACAUAUAAAAGAAACCCAACCACAAGAAACAGUACAGAGUUGGAUCGAAUAUCUUAGUGGUGAAUGUUGGAAUCCAUUAAAAUUAAAAUAUCAAUUACGUAAUGUUCGUGAACGUUUAGCAAAGAAUCUCGUUGAUAAGGGUAUAUGUAGUACUGAAAAACAAAAUUUUUUUCUUUUUGAUAUGACAACACAUCCACUCAAUGAUAACGUACACAAAGUGAAAUUAAUAAAAAAACUUCAAGAUAGUGUAUUAUCACGCUGGCCAAAUGAUCCACGUCGUAUGGAUAGACGUAUAUUAGCAUUGAUCUAUUUGGCACAUGCAAGUGAUGUUCUUGAAAAUGCAUUCACUUCAUUAUCAGAUGAAGAUUACGAAGUAGCCAUGAAACAUGUACGUGAAUUGCUCGAUCUUGAUCCAGAUCAAGAAUCAAGCAAAUAUGAUCCGAAAAUGGAAACUAUGUGGGCUGUUGUAUCAGCAUUCAAUAAAUAA